This is a messenger RNA of Fusarium keratoplasticum, 1707 nucleotides long. Its product is annotated as Acetyl-CoA C-acetyltransferase. The coding region runs from base 1 to 1707 and encodes 568 amino acids. The transcript has a single exon. The record is from RefSeq and is a predicted model, not a curated record. NCBI's taxonomy places the organism in Eukaryota, Fungi, Ascomycota, Sordariomycetes, Hypocreales, Nectriaceae.
AUGGCUUCCAACGUCGAGCUGCUCCAUGGCCAGCAGAAGCCCGAGGUCAUCGUUGUUGACGACGAUGUCGACGCACCUACUCGACCGGCUACUCCCCAAGAGACAGGUCCUCAAGAUCCUCCCCAGGUGACAUUACCUUCCACCGAGAUUCCACAAUCACCCAUCGAUCCGAAUGAGUCCUUCAAGACCGAGGUCAACGACGAUCGACCUCCCGUUACUGUCAUCCCAUCAUCUCUCACUCCGCCUCCCUCGACACAGGUCAACAAUCACAACGCCAGCCAGACCGGACCUUCUAAACGUACCUUUUCCAACUCUCAGCAGUCGAACCUCUUCUCUCCACCCGCGACCAUCCUCAACAACAUCCCCGAACGUCCCUUGACGUCCGAAUAUGUCCCACCCGCCUCCCAGCAGGUGCUCGAGGCUUCGGCCGACGAGCUCCGUACCAUGCUCCAGACAUGUAUCACAGAGAACCAAAAGCUCAAGAUGGAGACAGCUCACCACAAGUUGCAGUACAAUUUGUUGAGCCUCCAGGCUGACGAGGACUCAAAGCGAGCGGCUGUAGAGCACGAGAUGAUCCGUCGCGAGGUGGACGCGCUGCGGACCGCGGAACACACCCGCCAGGCUCGGAGGGAGCUCAGCACUUCGUCUGAGUCAACACAAGCAAAGUAUCUGCAGAUGAAGAUGUGGUACGAGACUGCCCUUGAGGACAACACGACGCUUCAACGUCGCGUCAAGACCGCCAAGAAGGUCAUACAGCAGAAGGAGGAGGAAAACAUGGCCCUCGCAGAAGAGCGAGACGUUCUUCUCAACCGGAUACGCGAGAACCGAGAACGAAUGCAGAUGCUCUGUAGCCCUGGCGGUAUAUUUCACGGAGCCCUGACCCCCAAGCAGCAGAUGGCGGCAGCUUCGACACCACACCGCAACUCACAUCGCCAAGCCCCUCGCACACAAGCACGCCAAAGGGACGGAGAAUAUGGCCUCUCUGCUCUCUUGCAGGCCAUGAGCCAGGAUAAUAACAGCGCUCCUUCGACUCCAAUGGCUUCACAUAAACCCGCGCCGCGGCAUGUUGGAAGGCACAGCCGCAAUGCCCAGUCCAUGUCUUCGCUGCCUACAACGCCUAUGAACCGGCCUCUAGGCGCACAUGGUGGGCUCUUGCCCUCAGUUGACUUGGUCCCUCAGUCGGAGCCUCAACGAUACACACAACGGCAAUUCAUCCCCACAACCCCAGUUGCCAAGACGGACAGUCGACGCAAGAGUCGCGAAAGCACGAUCUCGAUUGACGACACUGAAGAACUGGCCAGACAGGCUCUAGAAUCAGUUGCUGCAGCAAAGUCAUUCGCAUCACAGGCGUCACAAGGCUCACAAUCGCGGAGCCACGAGGAAGAAGACAAGGAGGUGUUUGACAGCCAGGCUAGUCAGGCGGCCACGGAAUUGCUGCGGCGGGAUCCACGUCAGAGUUUUGAGGUGGCCAGCUCGGCGGGAUCAAGGGACGGAACGCCAGGUCCUGUCGAAAAGUCAGCACGGAUGCAGGCCAAGCUGCUCUCGAACUAUAAGGGAGACCCCGAGAAGCGCAAGUUCAGUGGUAACUAUACAUCGACUGAAGAAGCCCGACGGGAUCAGGGAAGCCCAGCUAAGAAGUCGCGCGUGACGGGGUCAUUCGUUGACGAGCGUAGAAGACUCGGUCUUGGAAUCCAAUACGGCCAGUAG